Molecule: messenger RNA, 2460 nt
Organism: Loxodonta africana (African savanna elephant)
Lineage: Eukaryota; Metazoa; Chordata; Mammalia; Proboscidea; Elephantidae
Gene: GOT2
Product: glutamic-oxaloacetic transaminase 2
Exons: 10
Coding region: 89-1357 (422 amino acids)
Biological process (GO): biosynthetic process; L-aspartate catabolic process
Cellular component (GO): mitochondrion
Molecular function (GO): pyridoxal phosphate binding; L-aspartate:2-oxoglutarate transaminase activity
Source: RefSeq, a predicted model, not a curated record
ACCUACAGCAGGAGCCCGCGCCGCGGUGUCGCACUCGCUUGCCCUCCGCUGCGUCCUACCGCUAGCCGCUGCCCUCUUGCCGCCCACCAUGGCCCUGCUGCACUCCAGCCGCAUCCUCCCCGGGGUCGCCGCCGCGACUUCUGCCAGAGCCAGCUCCUGGUGGGCCCAUGUGGAGAUGGGGCCCCCAGAUCCCAUCCUGGGAGUCACAGAAGCUUUUAAGAGAGAUACCAACAGCAAAAAGAUGAACCUGGGAGUUGGGGCCUACCGGGACGACAAUGGAAAGCCCUAUGUGCUCCCUAGUGUUCGGAAGGCAGAGGCCCAGAUUGCUGCAAAAAAUCUGGACAAGGAAUACCUGCCCAUUGGGGGCCUGGCUGAAUUUUGUAAGGCAUCUGCAGAACUGGCCCUGGGCGAGAAUAGCGAGGUGCUGAAGAGUGGCCGGUAUGUCACUGUGCAGACUAUUUCUGGAACCGGGGCGUUAAGGAUUGGAGCCAAUUUUCUGCAAAGAUUCUUUAAGUUCAGCCGAGAUGUCUUUCUGCCCAAACCAUCCUGGGGAAAUCACACACCCAUCUUCAGGGAUGCUGGCCUGCAGCUACAUGGUUAUCGAUACUAUGACCCCAAGACUUGUGGGUUUGACUUCACAGGCGCUAUAGAAGACAUUUCAAAAAUACCAGAGCAAAGUGUUAUUCUUCUGCAUGCCUGUGCUCACAAUCCCACAGGAGUUGACCCUCGUCCUGAGCAGUGGAAGGAGAUAGCAGCAGUGGUGAAGAAAAAGAACCUUUUUGCCUUCUUUGACAUGGCCUACCAAGGCUUUGCCAGCGGAGAUGGUAACAGGGAUGCCUGGGCUGUGCGCCACUUCAUCGAACAGGGCAUUGAUGUUUGUCUCUGCCAGUCAUAUGCCAAGAACAUGGGCUUAUAUGGUGAACGUGUGGGGGCCUUCACUAUGGUCUGCGUAGAUGCUGAUACAGCCAAAAGGGUGGAAUCACAGCUGAAAAUCUUGAUCCGUCCCAUGUAUUCCAACCCUCCUCUCAAUGGGGCCCGGAUUGCCUCGGCCAUUCUGACCACCCCGGAUUUGCGGAAACAAUGGUUGCAAGAAGUUAAAGGCAUGGCAGACCGCAUCAUUAGCAUGCGGACUCAGUUGGUCUCCAACCUCAAGAAGGAGGGCUCCUCCCACAAUUGGCAACACAUCACUGAUCAGAUCGGCAUGUUUUGUUUCACCGGUCUCAAGCCUGAACAGGUGGAGCGGCUGAUCAAGGAGUUCUCCAUCUACAUGACGAAGGACGGCCGCAUCUCUGUGGCAGGGGUCACCUCCAGCAACGUGGGGUACCUUGCCCAGGCCAUUCACGAGGUCUCCAAGUAACUUCUCUGGUGAGAAGGAACAGAGACAACCUGUCUGUCUUCAGCCUCUGCUGCUGUGAGAUUCAUAGGAAAAUGAGGGAGGGCGGAUGGUGGCGAGCAGAUCCUUUCUUUCAACCACAGUGCUGAGCACUCAGCCGUUGAAUGUGUUUUCGCAGAAAAGAACAUGUAGCAAAAUGGGGCGGAGGCAGCCGUGGCUGGUGUCUGGAACUUUGUGGCUCCAAAACCAAACUCUUCCCCCAUCCUUUUAUCUCCAGCUUUUCCAAAAGAGUUUACAUGUUACAAGAGUUACAAAGAGGUCAGAGCCAAAAAUCUGUCAGUCAUGCCAUUGCAAUAUCUCAGAAGCUUUAACCGCAGCAUCUUGUGUGCCGAGGGUUCCUCUGUUCAUCCAGCAUGAGAAAUAGCACUUACUGGAGGCGUUGUGCGAAGACCUAGUUCUGACGUUGACAGUCGGCCUCACGUUUGUUUUUCCCAAUGACAGACCGCGGUAUAGAAGACAUGUUUGAUGAAAACCGUUGAAUCCACUGCCACUGCGGCAAGGCAAAUAAAUAUGCCAUCUCCUGUCUUAUUUAAGAAAAAAAAAGAAGUCUCCCCUUUUUAAUGUUCGCAGGCAUUUUAAUGCUCCUCUCUUAUUUAUCCUGAAUCAUGGCUGUUCUUCGCCUUAGGCACAAAGACCUGUCACUAGCCUAGAUUCUCAUCCCCUUCUGCUGCUCUAUUGGCCCAUCCACCCCCUGCUGUCAGGAUUUACUUAUUUCAAGUAUGAAGAACAUAAUUUAAUGCACAUGUCGUACCCUUACCUGGAGAAGAGAUAACUGCACUUUCACUUCGGCAUCCUCUUCAGUCAUUGUUGGAUUAUCCCCUGCCUCUGUCCAUUUGGACGGCCCACCUUGCUUGAAUCUGGUUGUGCAGUCACUCUUCUCACAGUGUGAGCCAGGCAGUGCAGGUCAGGACCAGCAGAGGGGACGUUCUGGGCUUUGCUUUUCACCUGUGUGUGCUGGCAGUCAGGCUCAGGCUUCACCCUUUGGAAAGAUAACCACCAUCUGCUCUAAUCAUGUAGAUUUAUUGCAGCCUGGUUUCUCUGUUACAAUAAAAUCACUGUAGACCCAA